Messenger RNA from Mus caroli (Ryukyu mouse), 710 nucleotides. RefSeq names its product large ribosomal subunit protein uL6. Gene Ontology annotation, cellular component: ribosome; cytosolic large ribosomal subunit. The record is from RefSeq and is a predicted model, not a curated record. Gene Ontology annotation, biological process: cytoplasmic translation. NCBI's taxonomy places the organism in Eukaryota, Metazoa, Chordata, Mammalia, Rodentia, Muridae. Gene Ontology annotation, molecular function: structural constituent of ribosome; rRNA binding.
UUUGCCCCAUCUACUGCGAGGAUGAAGACCAUUCUCAGCAAUCAGACUGUGGACAUUCCAGAGAAUGUCGAUAUCACUCUGAAGGGGCGCACAGUCAUUGUGAAGGGCCCCAGGGGGACUCUACGAAGGGACUUCAAUCACAUCAACGUGGAGCUGAGUCUUCUUGGGAAGAAAAAGAAAAGGCUCCGGGUUGACAAAUGGUGGGGUAACAGAAAGGAACUGGCCACCGUCAGGACCAUCUGCAGUCAUGUUCAGAACAUGAUCAAGGGUGUCACACUGGGCUUCCGAUACAAGAUGCGGUCUGUGUAUGCUCACUUCCCCAUCAACGUUGUCAUCCAGGAGAAUGGCUCUUUGGUUGAAAUCCGAAAUUUCUUGGGUGAAAAAUACAUCCGCAGGGUUCGGAUGAGGACAGGUGUUGCUUGUUCUGUCUCUCAAGCCCAGAAGGAUGAGUUAAUCCUUGAAGGAAAUGACAUUGAACUUGUUUCAAAUUCAGCUGCCCUGAUUGAGCAAGCCACAACAGUUAAGAACAAGGAUAUCCGGAAGUUUUUGGAUGGCAUCUAUGUGUCUGAGAAGGGAACUGUGCAGCAGGCUGACGAGUGAGGAGGCCUCAGUUCCUGGCUCCAGAAACGAGAUCCUGAUCACAAGNACAAUUUGGGCUCUUUUGGGAGAAUAAAAGNCUUAUAUAUUGAAAAAAAAAAAAAAAAAAAAAA